UGAGUGGGGCUGGAUCUCGCUCAGUGCGGUGAACGAGCUCGGCAGAGCGGCUGUGCGGAAGUUCUUUCAUCCGUGCUGCAGAAGGGGCUUGCUUCGCCCUCGCGAUUAUUCUCGUCACAAGUUUAUGGUUGGAUAAAAGCGGUUCAGGUGGAACUUCUGGACAGUACACCCCAACUUGAGUUUUACUACAUCCACAGUCUUCCUCAUUUAUUGUCGGGUGAUGGCGAGGCCGAGCCACAGUGAGCAUGUGCUGCAGCAGCUCAACAACCAACGGGAGUGGGGCUUCCUGUGCGACUGCUGUAUUGCCAUUGGCGACAUCUACUUCAGGGCCCACAAGGCAGUGCUGGCUGCGUGCAGCUCCUACUUCCGCAUGAUGUUCAUCCGGGACCAGCAGGGGACAGCUCGCAUGGAUCUCAGCAACAUGCAGAUCAGCGCAGAGUGCUUCGACCUCAUCCUGCAGCUCAUGUACCUGGGCUGCAUCGUGGUGGGCAGCUACGAGUUUGAGGAGCUCAAGGUCUCAAUGGCCUCCCUGCAGAUGUACUACAUCCCAGACACCUUGGAGGACCUCAGGGACAUCAGGAACACCUCCAACCUCACACCGUCCUCCUCGGCCUCCUCCUCUUCCUCCACCACCUCAUCCAGCUCCUCCUCCUCCAUUGGCCCGGCAAUUGCAGGAAAAAUGAUGUUUGGAGUCCGCAUGUACGAACAGCAGAAGCCAAGCACCCCAGAGGGGGAGCCCAAAAGUUUGCCCAAAGUUGCCAUCACUGCUGUGCCUGUGCGACCAAGCAUUCCUGCCCCAGUCAACAGGCCUCCACUUGUGGUGGAGGAUGUGGCGUCCCCUUUGGUAGUAGUUGCACCACCGUUUCUAGACAGUGUGGCUGAGCAGCCUUGUGACCUGCGCAAGAGGCCCGGUGGCCGGAGUGCCACCCUGAAAGAGCGCCCCCGCUUCGGGCGCACAUACACCUGCGACGACUGUGGCUUUGUCUUUAGCUGCGAGAAGUUGCUGAUCGAGCACAUCCUCACCUGCACCAAUCGUAAGGCCUUUCAGGUCCCCAGGACCAGCUCCGAGGCAGACAACGACUCCAGCAAGGUGGAGAGCUCGGCCUCUGAGGGGAUGGAGGAGCACAGGGUGGUCUGCAAGGGUGAAGAGGAUUGGCCGGACCACAAGUCAGACGCUGACACAGUGAUCAGGUCCAUGACAGUUGGUACGGAUAACGAGCCUGGUUCUGCUAGGAAUAUCACCAUCAAGGUGGAGCUGGAAGAAGACGUGGUGUCUGAGAUGGAUGGCAUUAAGGUAGUUCAGGUGGGAGAGAUCAGUGCGAGGCACAGUGCACUCAGCAACACUAUGAGGGAACCGAUUAAAUUUAACCGGGAGGCAGAGGCUUGUGUUUCAGUCAUGGGCGACAGCAACGAGCCAUUCGAGGGGCACAUGUCCAGCAACAAGGAUUCUGGCAUACCUGUUAAGAUGCGCAAGAUUAAAGAGGAGAAGCAGGACGGGGACAGCGCACCGUGUGAGCUGUGCGGGGAACUGCUCACAAAGGAGGACCAGUCAGCUCACUACAUCUCUAGCCACAUGGGCCACAUCUGUGCCUGCGGGAGGUGUGGCCAGGUCCUAAUCAAGGGGAGGCAAUUGCAGGAGCACGCUGAGCGUUGUGGCGAACCUCAGGGUGCGGACACCGACUCCCAUGGGGAGGAGGGAGACUCACCCCUGCCCGAGGACCCGCAGGUCAUGGACGAUGGGCUGCUGGAGGGGGGUGACCUGGCCUGCCCCCAGUGUGGCUUGCUUUUUCAGAGUGAGAGCCUAGCAUUGGAGCAUGCUCUGGCCUGCCACGAGCAGGAGCUGUUCCGCCCCGCCCUGCUGGAGGAUGGCGGCGUCGAGCCGGACCACCGGCGCAAGCACUUCUGCGCCAUCUGUGGUAAGGGCUUCUACCAGCGCUGCCACCUGCGGGAGCACUACACCGUCCACACCAAGGAGAAGCAGUUCACCUGCCAGACGUGCGGCAAGCAGUUCCUGCGUGAGCGGCAGCUUCGGCUGCACACCGACAUGCACAAGGGCAUGGCGCGCUACGUCUGCCCCGUGUGCGACCAGGGAACCUUCCUCAAACACGACCAUGUGCGCCACAUGAUCUCGCACCUGUCGGCCGGCGAGACCAUCUGCCAGGUGUGCUUCCAGAUCUUUCCCAGCGGAGAGCACCUGGAGAAGCACAUGGACGUGCACCUGUACAUCUGUGGCGUCUGCGGGGAGAAGUUUCGCCUUCGCAAGGACAUGCGGAGCCACUACAACUCCAAGCACACCAAAAGACUGUGUCCUGCCUGAAUUUAAUGCAUCUGUUACUUAAAAGCCAUAAAUGUGAGAACAAAUUUAUGCACUUGAACACCAAAAAAAGAAAACCUAUAAAAUCUGCACUUUCAAAUUUGUAUGAAUAAUCAAAAUGUGUUAUUGCCUCAAAUUUUGGCCAUUUUGUCAUUUAGUUUCACACCCCUGUACUAAACACACAUUACUGCCAUUUGUUGACAGUGCCACAGUAGACAAAUCCUUGGCUCAUCUUUUAAGGCUUUUGGAAUCUGGUGUUUCUCAGCAAACAGCCUAUGCAAUACACAGUUCAUGGAAUGAAGUGGAUUUAACUUAAGUUCCUUGCAAAGAGGUGUGUUUUGAUUGUAAUAUGAAUCCACACUUCAAUAUAGUCUUUAUGAGUAGUUACUGUACAUAGCACUUGUGCAUUUACAAUGAAGAAUGGUCUUGCCUUUGCUUUGGCGGUGCCGUGCUCUUGCUUUACAGGUGUGCAUGAGAGUGGCAUUGCAUUUCUGAACAUUGUCUGCCAGUCGAUGCCACUUUGCAACGCUCACUUCUUUGUCAUUUCAAUGUAAAGCAUUAGGGACAUGGACAAGCAUAACUGAAUAUCUCAACAAAUUGACUGAUCUGGCUCCUUGUAUUUUAAAAUGAUGCUACGAAAUGGAAAGAGAGGCAUCGUUUGUUUAGCCCAAUCAUAACAUAGGCUACAUCAUGGUUUUCCAAAAUUCUGUUUUAGACAGGCUCAGAAAUUCCUGUCUUUAAAGGCCCAGUGCAGUCAAAAACGUGAUUUCCCUGUGUGUUAUAUAUAUUGCCACACUAUGAGGUUGGAAUAAUACUGUGAAAUUGUGAAAAUGAUGAUAUAAUGCCCUUUUAGUGUAAGAGCCUAUAGGGACCAGCACAAAAAAAGUACAAAAAUGUAUGCACUCACUACUGUAAGUCACUCUGGUUAAGAGCGUCUGUUAAAUGACUCAAAUGUAAAAGACUGGUUUUGGUGGGGUGGAGUUUUGGCCUGCCUGGUGACAUCACCAGGUGGUAAAUUAGUUAAUAGACCAAUAACAAAGAGUUCCAAACCUCUCUGCCAAUAACAGCUAGUUUUCAGUUUUCCCUCCUCACUCAGACCACUCCCAGGCAGUCCUAGCAAAUUUCUUGCUUGAGAAAUUCCUCUUUGCUAAGAAGGUAUUUUUGUUUAUUUCUGACCAUUUUAAUUGAAAAUAAUCACAGUAAGAAACUUAAUUGUUACCCAGAAAUGAUUUGAUAUUGAGAUAAAAACAGCUGCAUUGGACCUUUAACCCCCAAAUGAUAGUUUUUACACCAUACGGUUGAUUUAUUUUCUACCAGAGUUGAUACACAUGACUACAACUCAUAUCAGAUAUGAACACUUUUUUUUUCAUGAAAGUUGCUUUUUAAGUGGAAAGUUCAAUAGUUGUGAGAACUUCAGAUUGUAAAUAGGACACAAAAAACACUAGAAUGCUUUACUCUUGACAACGGUUAUCACCUAAUUCCAUAUGAAAUCUUUCAUGCCACCAAGGCAAGAUCAUGCACUCGCUCUUUUGCUUAAUCAAUUAUUUCACGUGUUUACUAUGCAAUGUUGGGCUAUACACAACUCUGAAACUUUCAUUCGCUUUUCAAACAGCCUUCGAUUCCACGUAUUUCUAUUGUUGAUAUACAGUAAUGUCAGUAAUACAGUUAUGUCUACAUUGAUUCUUAUUCAGUUUUCCUGGUAAGGAAACAAUUAGCAACAUAACUUCGACCCAGUGACUAUAGGACAGUAAUUUGGCUUUAUAGACAAUCAAAAAUUGUAAUAUUUCAUUUUUGCAUACUGUACACAGACUAAAACUAUGUCUGAAUCCACUCUUGGGAACUUUUAUGUGCUAAUCGAUGACUUCAUUCAUGUUACAUUUGCUUUCUCUUCAGCUUGGAUAGAUUUAGUCGGAAGCUUCCUUUAACAUUUGCCGUUGUAUGAACUUUUGUUUGAUUGCAUUACACAGCCAAUAUUAAGCUUUGUCCUACAUUGGUAGUGUUAUAUUGCGGGGUGUUACUUGAGCAGUGUGUCUCCUGCAUGUUGGACAAUGUCACACGUGUUGCUAUUGUGAAAUGCUAAUCCUUUUGUUUGUUUGCCCUGCAGAGAGAACAUACUCUAAAACAUCUUGAAACAACAUGCAGUAGUGUGGAAGCUGGUAAAGCCUCUUAAAGUAGCUAUCCAGUGUUUCCAAAUGUCUAUGAAAUAUGAUCUAUAAUUAAUUACUAUAGCUAGGUUUCCAUCUAAUGGUGACAGAUUUCCAUGUGAAUAUUUAAAAAAAAAAAUCUGCAUAAAAACAAAAUGCACAUUUUUCCACCAGAGAUGUUGCAGAUGAAAGGCUAUGCGUGAUGACGUAGGGCACGUAAAAAUAGCUUUCGCGUUUAAAUUCUCAUGUACCGACAAAAAAAAUACAAGUUAAAUGGGUUUCCAUCACAUUCAACUCUUUUUAUGGUUUUCUCACCCAAAAAAUGGCAUUAUAUAGCUGAGUGUUCCCACUCCGGUAUUGGCAGUGCGCUCCAGCAAACAGUGCACAGAUACAGUACUGUUGGCUAGAGCGCACUUAUAGCCUACAUCAGGGAUCAGCAUCUAGAUUUUUUAUUUUAUUUCACCUUUAUUUAACCAGGUAGGCUAGUUGAGAACAAGUUCUCAUUUGCAACUGCGACCUGGCCAAGAUAAAGCAUAGCAGUGUGAACAGACAACAACACAGAGUUACACAUGGAGUAAACAAUAGACAAGUCAAUAACAUGGUAGAAAAAAGAGAAUCUAUAUACAAUGUGUGCAAAAGGCAUGAGGUAGGCAAUACAUCGAAUAAUUACAAUUUAGCAGAUUAACACUGGAGUGAUAAAUCAUCAGAUUCAGCCGUGGACUGAUUUUUUAAUUUUCUUGAGUGGAUGGUCAGGUGGCCAGAACAUAAUUACAAAUAAUUUGUCAACUGCAAAUUGACCUAAAGAAGCCCAAACUAUAUAAUAUUUAACUAAAACAGAAUCGUUUCAAACUUUGCUUACAUUUGUAUACGAUCACAUACUGUAUAUCUCUCUAUUUACAAAUCUAAAAUCACUUGGAGCUGAUUUGCUGGUGUUUGUACAGUCUUUUUUGACCAACAAUAAAAAAAUAUAUAUACAAAUUUUCACAGAAAACUUGGGACAAAUUUGUCCCCCAGGCCGCCAGUUGGGGAACCCUAGCCUACAUGAUGACAUUAUUAUUAAAAGCGUUUCCACUGACAUUUCUCACAUAAUUUAUUUUGCAGACAAAAAAGAUCCCACCUUGUCUAGUGUAUUUUGUUUUGUCGACAUUUGGAAAGUUUACCGAAAACCUUUCAGUUUCCAUCAGGCCUGUCUUUACAUUUUAUACCUGACAUAUACUUUACUCGCAUAAAAAGGUUAGUUGGAAACCUGGUUAAUAUGAGUGAAAUAUCUUUCUUGGGAAAAAAAAAUAAUAAAAAAGUUAAAAAGCAGCUUUUCUGUGUUUGAAUGGUGUGGGCGUAUACUGGUCAUAAAAAUAUCCAUGACAAGUAAACAGCUGAUUGGCCAGCUCAGCCAAUGAGUCAGUGGGUAGAUUCGAUUAUACUGAGCAGCGGGGUACCUGGCAAAGGCACAUUAUAUCAUCGUGCGAAAGAGGGGAGGGGAAAGCGCCCUUCUCAAAUGGAACAGUAAUCUACGCGGCUCGGUCAUUUUGUCAACAAGGCAGCGUGGUGCAUCGUCCAGAAACAUACAUAUAUUUUCCAUGAAACAAAUGUUAGAAUUUGCUAAAUCAUUUUCAUUGGGAAGGCAGAUAAAGCUCAAAAGCAAUCACUUUUGCAUUUGAAAACACAAGAGUCCUACUCAUUACUCCACGUGCUCCUACGUCGCACCUAGCUCAUGCCUGAACUUUCACCCGGUGCAAAACAUGCCUACGUGGGCGCCUGGGCGAAAUUAAUCAAACCCCUCAUUGAGACGUCUUGGCCAAAAAUUUUGGCCACAAAUACAAGUAUAGAAUGAGUCAAAAUUAUUUGGGUACGAGUUAAAAGAUGAGCUUUUAAAAGUUAGAUUUUGACUGGGCAGUUAUUUUAAGCCAUCAUAAUGUAGGCCUACAACAUGACCAUGUACAGAUGUAGGAUCUUAAUUUGAUCACUCUUUUGUUGCAGAGAAUUUUACUGAAUUUUCCGGAACUGUAAAUUCACUGAAAACCCACACUAACACACGGUUAUAUUAACAGUAAUGGCAUUUUCAUGUAGCCUACUUUUGGCCAGCUAAUAGCCUAACCACAGAUCAAGAAACAUUGCGUUCAAAUACUUUUGCUGCAGGAUUAUUUUAGCUAUAUAGGUCAAAUUUAAGAUCCUACAUCUGUAUGGAGGUUGUAUUUUAGUAACCUUAACUGGAGUGACAUCCCUUCAGGGGAUAAAUUAAGAAUUAUUAAUGAACAAGCAAGCUAAUUUCUGUUUAUGAUCUACUACUCAGGGCCCUAUCCAAUCAAAAGCAAGGUAAAACAAAUUGAAAUUAUCCUUUUUUUUCUUCAGACAGUAACUGUACCUUGGUUGUGCGGAAGAAGAAAAUAACAUGGUUGUGAGGGGUAAAAAAAAUGGUUUUCUUUCAUUAAGUAUAUUAGAGUGAGAUGAGUUUGAAAACCAAACCGGUGUUAAACAAAAGCAUAAGUAAUUUCUGUGUUUUCACUGCUGCAAUUUAAAUGUGUUAUUGCUUUUUAGAACCGUUAAAGUAAUGCAAAAUGGGUACGAAAAUGUGUUGGUAUGCAUACAAUCUGGUAACUCAUGUCACCUCAAGUGAGGCUUUUAUAGAGUUAACCCACUUGGGAGAGAUUGUAAGGAGCCUACCGUGGCAAGGGUUGUAGUAUUUUAUAUUUCACGAAGGAAAAAUAUACAAAGGCUGUUUACACAGGAAGACUAAUUCAGAUUUUAUAUUUUGACAGAUCAAAUAUUUUGCCAAUAAUUGGGCAAAGACCAGAAUUGGGUCACCUGUGUAAACACAGCCAUAGAGCUAUGUUCAUUUGCAUUGCAAAUCGUAUAUGAUGAGUGAUUUUGCUUUAACUACACACAGCCAAACUAGGACUAGGUCUGCACCUGACAACAAUCCAAGAUAUAUAUCGGAGGGAGCACUGAUUUGUUCUCUAAUCCACACACAGGGCAGAAAACAAAGGCUGCAUUUACACAUACAGACAAAUCUUUUCACCCUAUAAUUGGUCUCUUGACCAAUCAAAUCAGCUCUUUUGCCAAUAAUUGGGCAUAGAUCAGAAUUGGGUUGCCUGUGUAAAUGCAACCAUAGAGCCAUGUUCAUUUGCAUUGUAAAUUGUAUAUGAUGAGUGGUUUGCUGUAACUACACUGUCGAUAUGAGACAUUUUUAGGAUAAACAAUAGUUGAUGGUCAUGAUACAGCAAUUGAUUGCAUGAAAUGAAAAAUUAAAUAAACAAGAUUGAUAAUAAAGAUGUUCACCAACCAA
Molecule: messenger RNA, 7741 nt
Organism: Salvelinus fontinalis (brook trout)
Lineage: Eukaryota; Metazoa; Chordata; Actinopteri; Salmoniformes; Salmonidae
Product: zinc finger and BTB domain-containing protein 1-like
Exons: 2
Coding region: 221-2317 (698 amino acids)
Biological process (GO): regulation of immune system process; regulation of cytokine production; negative regulation of transcription by RNA polymerase II
Molecular function (GO): protein binding
Source: RefSeq, a predicted model, not a curated record